Molecule: messenger RNA, 1755 nt
Organism: Cornus florida
Lineage: Eukaryota; Viridiplantae; Streptophyta; Magnoliopsida; Cornales; Cornaceae
Exons: 2
Coding region: 1-1755 (584 amino acids)
Molecular function (GO): nucleic acid binding; zinc ion binding
Source: RefSeq, a predicted model, not a curated record
AUGCCACCACGAAGGGAUCCUGGGGAAAGUUCUAGUUCCAAUCCUGUGGAAAGGGAUCGGGAGCAAGUUGAGGAAGAUAUCUUAUUGCGUGAUUUGGUCCCACCAAGAGAAGGACAAGCGAGGGGGACCGUUGACCCACCUUUUCAGAUAAAUAGGGAGCAGUUGAGGUUAGCCAUUCAGGCGGUUAUUUUUGAUGCAUAUCGACUGACAGGUGCGUCAUCGUCACAGUUUGUGCCACCAUCGGCACCAUCACCACCACCUCCAAAGAAAAAUGAGUUAGAUGAUACUCUUUACCACAUUACUAAGUUUGUGAAGUUGAUGCCAACUCUGUUUGAGGGCGGUCCAAAUCCGCUUGUUGCGGAUAGUUUCAUGGAUAGGGUGGAGAAGCAUAUUAAUGCCAUGAAUUUGGCAACGGACAAGUUGAAAAUUACAUUGGCUACUUACAAUUUUGUGGGCGAUGCUGAGAUUUGGUGGAAGACCGUUUCUCACACCCAUAAUCUGGAUACUAUGACAUAUGAUACUUUCAAGAAGUUGUACCAUGAGAAGUACUUUCCGGCGCCUAAGCGGAGGGAACUAAAGAAGGAGUUUGAUGGGUUGAAGCAAGGAAGCAUGACAGUUAUAGAGUAUAAGAAUAAGUUUACAUUGCUUUUGAGGUUUACACCGGGGAUUACUAAGGAUGAGGAAGGAAAGAUAGAGAAGUUUGUGAACGGUCUUAAUUUCAUCAUCAGGCCAAUUGUAGCUGCCUCAGAACCGUCAGAGUACGCAAAAACAGUACGAAAGGCCUUAGUAGUUGAGGCUGAAAGCAGGGACAAUAAGGCUAUCAGGGAAUCCUACAAGCACAAUAUAGGUUUGAGUACUUUCUCCGAGGGUCAAUCAAGUAAGAAGCAGAAGGAUGAGCAAUCAGGGUUCAGAGGACAACAGCCAGUCAGAUCCGCACCCACAACUUCAGUGUCCAUGGGGUCUUCUACACCAAAUGUUACUUGUUUUAGAUGCGGACAGCUGGGACAUUACAAGUCCCAAUGCACUCAGGCUCAGUUAACUCAAGUGAUUUGUUUCAAGUGUGAGCAGUCCGGGCAUCACAAGUCCCAGUGUACUCAGAUUCAGGUGUCGUCUAGUGGAUGUUUUGGGUGUGGCCAGCAGGGCCAUAGGGUGAAAGAUUGUCCACAUCGGGGCAGUGGUUUGGGCAGAGGUGGAGGUUCACAGCAGAGGCAGAUGCAGUCUGCCAUAGUUCAGUCAGGGUUUCGACCGCCACCACCACCUCAGCCGUCUCAGCCAGCUGUGUUAGCCCAGAGUUCUCGACCUGGUAGGGGAGCUUCUUCGAGUGCACCCACUCAGCAGUCUGUCACUCUUGGUAGAGUUUGUAGGAGUUGUUCCAUCACGAUUGUCGGACGUGUUCUUGAGUUUGAUCUCAUCCUUCUCGAGAUGAUAGGAUUUGACAUCAUUCUUGGGAUGGACUGGUUGUCAUCAUUCAGAGUUGUCAUUGAUUGCUUUAGGGGCAGAGUUUCAGUGUGUACCCCAGAUGGGGAUUGUUUCUGUUUUGUGGGAGAUCGGUGUGAUCCUCUCACUCCUUCAUUCUAUGGUGCUAAGGGUCGGGAUCGGCAGACAUUCUUCUUGGCUAGUCUGUUCGCCGAUGAUGAUGUGGAGUUUUGUGGGGUUGAUUAUCCCGAAGUUGUAUGCGAUUUUCUGGAUGUGUUUCCAGAGGACUUGACUGAGUUGCCUCCACAUAAGGCUGCAAAUGAACCGAGCUGUUCAUGA